Molecule: messenger RNA, 712 nt
Organism: Tachysurus fulvidraco (yellow catfish)
Lineage: Eukaryota; Metazoa; Chordata; Actinopteri; Siluriformes; Bagridae
Gene: crybb1l2
Product: crystallin, beta B1, like 2
Exons: 5
Coding region: 9-671 (220 amino acids)
Biological process (GO): lens development in camera-type eye; visual perception
Molecular function (GO): structural constituent of eye lens
Source: RefSeq, a predicted model, not a curated record
UCACAGUUAUGUCUUCUGUUGAAGAGAAGCCCAAGCCUGCUGCUCAGCCUGACGGCAAGGCGGCGGCUAGCGCGAAGGCCGAUGUUGGCAUGGACACCUUCAGGAUGUACGUGUUUGACCGUGAAAACUUCCAGGGCCGUAUGAUUGAAAUCGGUAAUGAGUCCAUGAACGUGUGUGAGAUGGGCAUGGACAAAGUACGCUCCCUUCGUGUUGAAUGUGGGCCUUUUGUUGGUUUUGAGCAGAUGAACUUCUGUGGUGAGAUGUACAUCCUGGAGAAAGGCGAGUAUCCUCGCUGGGAUUGCUGGAGCAACUGCCAGAGGAACGACUAUCUGCUCUCCUUCAGACCUGUCCACAUGGACCCAGAGAAACACAAGAUCUGUCUUUAUGAGGUUGGCGACUAUAAGGGUAGAAAGAUGGAGAUAAUCAAUGACGAUGUGCCCAGUCUGUACUCCUACGGCUUCACUGACCGAGUUGGCAGCAUCAUGGUCAGCUGUGGAACCUGGGUGGGCUACCAGUACCCAGGCUACCGUGGCAGUCAGUACCUGCUGGAGAAGGGUGACUACAGGCACUUUAAUGCCUAUGGUGCUCGCUGGCCCCAGAUGCAGUCUGUGAGGCGUGUGCGUGACAUGCGAUGGCACCCGGACGGCUGCUACACAAUGGCCACCAAGUGAGGGUUUGAGAGGAUGGGAAAGAGAGGGAGAGGUGGGGAGAG